Molecule: messenger RNA, 1723 nt
Organism: Tripterygium wilfordii
Lineage: Eukaryota; Viridiplantae; Streptophyta; Magnoliopsida; Celastrales; Celastraceae
Product: VAN3-binding protein-like
Exons: 7
Coding region: 100-1509 (469 amino acids)
Biological process (GO): leaf vascular tissue pattern formation; auxin-activated signaling pathway; phloem or xylem histogenesis
Source: RefSeq, a predicted model, not a curated record
AUAAAGCAAACCCACUCUAACCAACGCUCUGUCUGUAAAAUCUCGCUUGCUCCGCCCCCCAAUCUCAUCAUACACACACUCUUCUUUCUCCCAUUGAACAUGGAGAAGCUCGCAAUGGAGCAGCCAUGGCGUCAUCCGUACAGGCCUCCAGAGACACCUCUAGAGCCCAUGGAGUUCCUCUCUCGUUCCUGGAGCGUCUCUGCCCAUGAAGUCUCUAAGGUUCUGGCUCCCUCCUCAACGAUGAUGCUCUCUAAGACACCCAGUACUGCCGCCAUACAAGAGGACCUUGUUGGGGAGCUCGAAGAGAGCAUAGCCACUGUGUCUGGAAACCCAUUUUCUUUUGCUUCCUCCCAGACCUCUCAGAUGGUCAUGGACAGGAUCAUGUCACAGUCGCAGGAGGUGUCUCCGAGAACUUCAGGGAGGCUCUCGCACAGCAGUGGCCCUCUCACCGGCGCACAGAGCUGCGGCUCCCUGACUGACAGCCCUCCCGUCUCCCCCUCCGAAAUCGACGACAUCAAGUAUUGCCGAUCAAACAAUCCCACCAUCAACGCCCACCAGUUCCGGUCGUUUGCCACGCCAAGCGGUGGUCCAACUAAUAGCGUUGUUGUCGCUGGCGGUGGAAAGACGGUUGGAAGGUGGCUGAAGGACAGGCGGGAGAAGAAGAAAGAGGAGACCCGUACACAUAAUGCCCAGCUCCAUGCUGCGAUUUCGGUUGCUGGGGUUGCAGCUGCCGUGGCCGCCAUUGCUGCUGCUACUGCUUCCUCGUCUGGGUCUGGUAAAGAUGAGCAGAGGGCGAAAACUGACAUGGCUGUGGCCAAUGCAGCAACCCUUGUUGCGGCCCAAUGUGUAGAGGCUGCGGAGGCAAUGGGUGCUGAAAGAGAGCAGCUUGCUUUUGUUGUUGGCUCCGCCGUGAAUGUACGAUCAUCCGGUGAUAUUAGGACACUUACUGCUGCAGCAGCAACAGCACUUCGUGGGGCAGCUACAUUGAAGGCCAGGACAUUAAAGGAAGUCUGGAACAUUGCAGCGGUGAUUCCGGUGGAGAAGGGUAUUGGGGGUGGGGGUGGAAGUAAUGGAAGUUCUAAUGGUAGUUUCAGUGGCGAACUUCUUCCUGAAGAGAAUUUCCUAGGCAUUUGCAGUAGCGAAUUGCUUGCAAGAGGCUGUGAGCUCCUCAAACGUACCCGCACAGGGGAACUUCAUUGGAAGAUAGUCUCUGUUUACAUCAACCGAUUUAACCAGGUUAUGUUGAAGAUGAAGAGUAGGCAUGUAGCUGGGACUUUAACAAAAAAGAAAAAGAAUGUAGUGGAGGAGGUGAUCAAAGAUAUGCCUGCAUGGCCAGGCCGUCAUUUGCUCGAGGGUGGCGAGCACCGACGAUACUUUGGAUUGAAGACGACGGUACGAGGCAUUGUAGAAUUUGAAUGCAGGAACCAGAGGGAGUAUGAUAUAUGGACUCAAGGUGUAUCCAGGCUGCUCACUAUUGCUAAAGAAAAGAACAACAGUAGACAUAUAUAGUUUUAGGGUUUGUUCUUUCACUAAUGGGAGGGGAAAACAAGGCAAUUGGUAAACUGGGAAAAUAUGUAGGAUUUAGAUUGCUUGCCCUGUAAACUUGAAAGAAGUUUGUUAACUUGAUUUGGGCUUUAUUUUUAAUUUUUUGUUUCCUCCAUUUUGUGUACAAAAGUAGUGGUUAAAGAUAAGUUUAUUUAUUUGGGUGUUUUCACUUUUUGCA